GCCAAAUAAAAAGUCGGACCUCGAAAUCGCUUGGCACUAUUUUCUCUCCCUUCUUAUCACUGCGCGCUGCCGCCAGGUGACAGCCACGGCUGUUUCAUUCAUUGUUUACUGCUAGCAAAGUUAGCGACAACAUGUCUGACUACGACAGCGACGUUGAAAACAUUGACUUCAUCUCACAGCCAAAGGGAUAUCUUUAUGACCCCGAAUAUACAGAUGAAGAAAUUCGCCAGAUGGAGUUAGAACGGGCAGAGAGAGAAAGGGUGGACAGAGAAGUGGAAGAAGGUGAAGCUGGAGCCGCAGCUGGAGCUGGAGCUGGAGCCGCGAGACACCGGGUGACCGACAAAUGGUGGUGUACUUGUUCCAAAUGUGAAGUAAUGCAGACAGAGGUGGAGUGCUACUGCUGCCACGAAUGGGAUCUCAUCAUGCCACAGAUGCAAGACCUUUCAAUUGACAAGGAGGCCAGCAUGCCAGCUGCUGUCUGCAUCACAAACCACACUGACUUCCCUGCACUCCUGAAUGUUGGUGUCUUGCAGACGUUUUUCCACAUUCCUAAAAUUAACUGGAAGAAGCAUCCCAGGCCAGCUGGACCCGAUGGUCAGUUGUCUUCAGAACAGUACAGGCUGAUUGCCUAUCGCAUUGUAUUAGAAUGGGCCCUGAAAGGAGAGAAGCUUGGUCCCGGCAACAGGAGAGUUCUUCCUUCCUGUGUGGUGGAGCUAAUAAGAAGAACAUAUCCAUCACCAAAUGGACAAUAUGCAGGGUUCAAAGAGUCAGUGGAUGCACUGCAAUUGUUUUAGAUCUUUAAAAUUGUAAAGUUUUACUGUACAUUUUCUACAUUGUUACAUUUACCCUUUCUAUGGAAAAUUAUUUGAAACAACAU
Molecule: messenger RNA, 877 nt
Organism: Neoarius graeffei (lesser salmon catfish)
Lineage: Eukaryota; Metazoa; Chordata; Actinopteri; Siluriformes; Ariidae
Exons: 2
Coding region: 132-794 (220 amino acids)
Source: RefSeq, a predicted model, not a curated record